GUCGCAGCAUCCAUCCACCCCACUCCUACCCGUCGCAUAGAACAGCCCAUUUUAAUGUUGCCAUCAUCAUAGGACGAGUGCGGUAAGCGAGAAAUCGUUUCAGCAUGUAGACCCAAAUUCUUGCUCACCAAUUGGAGCUUAUGCUGUAUUAUCAAUUAGACGAAAAAAUUACACCAACGAGAAUAAUUGGGACCAACGACCAGAAUAACAGUAAAAUAUCAAAUAGCUACCUGCGGUCCUUAACCGUUAAUUUAUGCAAACACGCUAAUAUCUGCCUUCCAUCAAAUAAUUUUAUUCCGCAUUAGAGGAAUUCCACAUAGACGUCUGCACAAUUCUGUGCUAUACAUUGUUAUUUCCUGACCAGAAACAACAGAUGGAACAUCACGUCGGUAUAGUCUACAUCCUUCAAACGUUUUUGUCUGUCGGAUAUGAAGUGAAUUUAAAAGUAAAGAACAUUGGAUUUCCUGUUUUUCUAAACUCUCCUUUGACGUMCUUGGACAUGGCCGGCCUUUAGGUGAAUCCUACACUGCACCUGCCAAAGCAUCUUUCUCUUCACCUCCAAACGCUUGAGCUCUUCUUUCUGUUUUUCUCCUUACAAAUAUCUGUUUCUAUGGAUUGGUAUCCCCCUUAUCAUUUUGUUUGAUUCUCUUUUCUCUUCUGGGGUUUUGAGACAGACCAGAUUAAGGUCUUUGGUGGAAUAAACCACCGACAAAUCACACAACAAAAACAUUUCCAAAUGUUCUUCCACACAUGCCCUGAUAUGGAGAAUCAUAGAAGGGGCAAAGGAGGGAGUGGCAUGGGGGAACAUUAAUCUAAAAAUCACAUAGUCAAGCAUUUCCUACCCUGGCCUAUCCUGGCCUACCCUGGCCCUUUUCAAAGAAGUCCAUCAAAGAAUCAUUGUUUUUUGAAGAAUCAAUACACUUCUAUUACCACACAUUAUCAUGGGGGACUUAGCCAAUAGUUCGGUGGAGUUCAAACCCAAGAAGCGAGGUAGUGGAGGGGGAACAGAGGUCAACCAUGCAGGGGACUUUGGGGCCACCCUGGAGGACCUGCGGGACCUUAUGGAGCUGAGAGGUGCAGAGGCCAUUCAGAAGAUCCAGGAGAACUACACGGACACAGAGGGCCUCUGUCAGAGACUGAAGACCUCCCCAGCCGAUGGCCUAUCGGACAACCCGUCAGACCUAGAGAAGCGUGGUCAGGUGUUUGGCCAGAACUUUAUCCCUCCUAAGAAGGCCAAGUCGUUCCUGGAGCUGGUCUGGGAGGCCCUACAGGAUGUAACUCUUAUCAUCCUAGAGAUAGCUGCCAUCAUCUCCCUCGCACUGUCCUUCUACCAACCGCCUGGAGAGGAGAGCGAAGGUAGCCACAGGGAUCUGGAUGACGGUGCCAUUCCGCACCACGGCAAAUCGCUGCUCCUGCUCAAUGCGGCUCUGCAGCCCCCGGAACUGCUUCUCUUGCUCCAGUCGUUAAAGGCCGUCACAGCACUACGCAGACGACAGACAGCAAGAUGGCCGCGCCCUCAAUCCAGCCAGCCUCCGCUCGCCUCGUCCUCUGCACCGGAUGCCACAUUCCCACACGCUGCAGAGAGAAGAAAUAGGAAGAAAGAUAGAGCAGAGGAGAAAGAAAAGGAGCACUCAUCCUGCAGGCAGAAGCUACUGGCGCCCAACGGAACUCAUGUGAUGGAAGGCUCAGGAAAGAUGCUAGUUACUGCUGUGGGGAUCAACUCUCCAACUGGAAUCAUCUUCACUCUACUGGGGGCUGGAGAGGGGGGGGGAGAUGAGAAGAAAGACAAGAAAGGCAAGCAAGAUGGGACACUGGAAAACAAUCAGAACAAAGCCAAGAAACAGGAUGAGGCUGUUGCCAUGGAGAUGCAGCCCCUGAAGAGCGCUGAAGGUGGGGAGGUGGAAGCGGAGAAGAAAAAGGGCAACGUGCCUAAAAAAGAGAAGUCUGUGCUCCAGGGCAAACUCACUAAACUGGCCGUGCAGAUCGGGAAGGCAGGUCUGGUCAUGUCAGCCAUCACAGUGAUCAUCCUGGUGAUGUACUUUGUGAUUGAGACCUUUGUGGUGCAGGGCCGGGAGUGGCUCACUGAGUGUACACCUGUCUAUGUGCAGUACUUUGUCAAGUUCUUCAUCAUCGGCGUCACAGUGCUGGUGGUGGCUGUGCCUGAGGGGCUGCCACUGGCUGUUACUAUAUCACUGGCCUACUCUGUCAAGAAAAUGAUGAAGGACAAUAACUUGGUGCGCCACCUGGAUGCCUGUGAGACCAUGGGCAAUGCCACGGCCAUCUGCUCCGACAAGACAGGCACCCUCACUACCAACCGAAUGACCGUGGUGCAGGCCUACGCGGGCGACCAGCACUUCCACAAGGUCCCACACCCUGACCAGAUGAAUCCUAAAGUGCUGGACACGCUCGUCAACGCCAUAGCUGUCAACAGCGCCUACACCUCCAAGAUUAUGCCCCCGGAUAAGGAGGGAGGCCUACCCAAGCAGGUGGGCAACAAGACAGAGUGUGCACUACUUGGCUUCAUCCUGGACCUGAAGAGGGACUAUGCCCCUGUGAGGGAACAGAUCCCUGAGGAGAAGCUCUACAAGGUCUACACCUUCAACUCUGUGCGCAAGUCCAUGAGCACGGUGGUGCAGCUGCCUGAUGGAUCCUUCCGCCUCUACAGCAAGGGGGCCUCUGAGAUCCUGCUCAAGAAAUGCUCCUCUAUCAUGGCUGGUGGUGGCGAUCCACGGGGUUUCCGCCCGCGGGACAGGGACGAGAUGGUGAAGAAGGUGAUCGAGCCCAUGGCCUGCGACGGCCUGCGCACCAUCUGCGUGGCCUACAAGGACCUGCCGGCCAGCCCUGAGCCUGACUGGGAGGACGAGGCUGGCAUCGUCAGUGACCUCAUCUGUAUCACAGUGGUGGGCAUCGAGGACCCUGUCCGCCCAGAGGUCCCAGAUGCUAUCAAGAAAUGCCAGCGGGCAGGUAUCACUGUGCGUAUGGUGACAGGUGACAACAUCAACACAGCGCGCGCCAUCGCUGCCAAGUGUGGCAUCAUCCAGCCUGGGGAUGACUUCCUGUGUAUAGACGGGAAGGAAUUCAACCGACGAAUCAGAAAUGAGAAAGGAGAGGUUGAGCAGGAGCGCAUUGAUAAGGUUUGGCCCAAACUAAGAGUUCUGGCUAGGUCCUCACCUACAGACAAACAUACACUGGUCAAAGGCAUCAUAGACAGCACCGUACUGGAGCAGCGGCAGGUAGUGGCAGUGACAGGGGACGGGACAAACGACGGACCUGCCCUGAAGAAGGCCGAUGUUGGCUUUGCCAUGGGCAUCGCUGGUACUGACGUAGCCAAGGAAGCCUCUGACAUCAUCCUGACUGAUGACAACUUCUCUAGCAUUGUGAAGGCAGUCAUGUGGGGCCGCAACGUCUAUGACAGCAUCUCCAAGUUCCUCCAGUUCCAGCUCACUGUCAACGUGGUGGCUGUCAUCGUGGCCUUCACCGGCGCCUGUAUCACACAGGACUCUCCCCUGAAGGCUGUCCAGAUGUUAUGGGUGAACCUGAUCAUGGACACCUUUGCCUCCCUGGCCCUAGCCACUGAGCCGCCCACUGAGUCCCUGCUCCUGAGGAAGCCUUAUGGCCGCAACAACCCCCUCAUCUCCCGGACCAUGAUGAAGAACAUCCUGGGCCAUGCCAUCUACCAGCUCACCAUUAUCUUCACCCUGCUGUUUGCAGGAGAGAACAUCUUCAACAUUGAUAGUGGACGCAACGCCCCUCUGCACUCUCCCCCCUCCGAGCACUACACUAUCAUCUUCAACACCUUUGUGCUCAUGCAACUGUUCAACGAGAUCAAUGCCCGUAAGAUCCACGGUGAAAGGAACGUUUUUGACGGCAUAUUCCACAACCCUAUUUUCUGCAGUAUUGUGCUGGGGACUUUUUUAAUGCAGUUUGUGAUUGUGCAGUUUGGGGGGAAACCUUUCAGCUGCACACCACUCAAUGUGGAGCAGUGGCUGUGGUGUCUGCUCGUGGGAGUAGGAGAGCUGCUGUGGGGACAGCUCAUCACCACGGUACCCACCAGCCGCCUGCCCUGUCUGAAGGAGGCGGGUCAUGCGCUCGGUAAGGAGGAGAUGAUUGAUGAUGACAUGGCAGAUGAUGAGCAAGAGAUUGACCAUGCCGAGAGGGAGCUGCGUCGAGGGCAGAUCCUCUGGUUCAGGGGCCUCAAUCGCAUUCAAACUCAGAUGGAGGUAGUGAGUACCUUCAAGAGAAGUGGUUCCUUUCAGGGUGCUGCGCGACGUCGCUCCUCAGUUCUCAGCCAACUCCAUGACAUCCAAGUGGUGAAAGCAUUCCGUAGUCCACUUUAUGAUGGCAUUGAGAAGCCGGAAUCCAAGAACUCCAUCCACGACUUCAUGGCACACCCGGAAUUUCUCAUCAAUGACUCGGUCCACAACAUCCCCUUGAUUGACGAGACAGACAUUGAAACCGAAGAAUCAGAGCGCUCAGACUGCAACAACGUUCGCCUGGCUCUUCGUCAAGCUCCUCCCCUUGCCAAGCCCCCUCAGCCACCCUCUCGCCACCGCUCCGCCUCCCGCCCCACCCCCUACCGCCAGCAGAGCCUCCCCGUUACACUCAACUGCAACAACAACGCCACUGCUGCUGCUGAGAAUGGAGAUCAUCUGACCCCAAAAGAUGCAAGACUACCAGCUGCUUCUCUCUGCCGCCCCGCCAGCCCAUUGCACAACGUGGAGACCUGUUUAUAACUACGAUCUGGGGACAUGGUUGAUAAGAAGGGAGAGGAAACACCGAUGACUUUGAUGGACAUGGAUGUAACCCAACAAAGAGGGAAUGAAGAUGAACUGGACACGGAAAGAGAAAGUAUUACCUGGAAAUAACAUUGUAUAGACCGAUGGUUUUAUGGAUUGUUUCGUUGCCCGACCUUUCCCCCCACAGCCACUGCUUUUAGCCUGCACUCUCUGCUUCAAAGCACUCUCAAAUCCUCACAAAAAGCUCCACAGUCCAACGAUGCUAACCCCACCAGACUCUGAUAAAGACACUUUUGAAAUGUAUAUCUAGGCACGCAAUAGAGGAGUGAUUGGUGUAGUAGAGACAAGAAUGAACUGGAAUUGAUUAUUUUCCUUUUGAUUGAAAUGAUGAAAGACUCAAUGGAAAGUGGAAUGGGGUUAAUUCAUUCGGCUUUUUAAAAAUAUUAUUGUCCAAAUUAUUACUGUUGUUAUUACUACUGCAAUUACUACUACAAUUAUUAUAUUCCAGUUAAUGAUGCUUCAUUGAUUAGCUUUAUCUAUCCAUGUAUGUAUGUAUGAUGUAUGUUUGUAUGUAUUGUUUGUUUGCUUAACUGCUGUAUUUGUCUCCUUGUAUUUCUGUUUUUAUAUACUCCUUCUGGUCAUGUCCUUCUUUUCCUUUUCUGUGUUUACAUGUGUUGUGUAUGUCUUGAAAAAGAAAAAAAGAAAUAUAACUAUAGAAAUAAAUUUAUAAACAUACAACAACUUCAAAACACAAAAAGGUAACAAUAUAGUACAUCUGCUAUUAAAACAAAGUCACAAAUUAAAAGUAGUACUCAUGGUUUUGGUUCUUCUCUUCAUGUAGAUAUGUCUUGAAUUAAGUUAUUUAUUUGGACACUACCAUGAACAGAGGGGACAACUUAACUGAGUAUUCAAAAUAUUAAGUUGCGCAUAAAGAUUAAAGGAAUUUAUUUAAGUUAU
This is a messenger RNA of Salvelinus sp. IW2-2015, 5693 nucleotides long. NCBI's taxonomy places the organism in Eukaryota, Metazoa, Chordata, Actinopteri, Salmoniformes, Salmonidae. The record is from RefSeq and is a predicted model, not a curated record.